Molecule: messenger RNA, 2372 nt
Organism: Peromyscus leucopus (white-footed mouse)
Lineage: Eukaryota; Metazoa; Chordata; Mammalia; Rodentia; Cricetidae
Gene: P3h2
Product: prolyl 3-hydroxylase 2
Exons: 15
Coding region: 172-2271 (699 amino acids)
Biological process (GO): collagen metabolic process
Cellular component (GO): endoplasmic reticulum
Molecular function (GO): procollagen-proline 3-dioxygenase activity; L-ascorbic acid binding; protein binding
Source: RefSeq, a predicted model, not a curated record
CGAGCCUCCGCCUCCAGGACCGCAGCGCGCCGCCGGUCACCUGGGGCUGGCGGGCAGCAGGAUCGCGGCGGGACCGGCGGGCUAGCCCGUGGAACGGGAGCGGGGCUCGGACACGAGGUGCGGCGGGGCAGGCACGGAGCAAGGCGGCUCCCCGCGCGGGUCCGGCGGAGGAUGCGGGAGAGCACGUGGGUGUCGCUGCUGCUGCUGCUGCUGCCCGCGCCUCUGUGGGGCGGCCCCCAGGAGCCGGAGCCCGAGCCCGAGCGCGGCCCGCUGCAGCCCUACGAUCUGCUCUACGCCAGCGGGGUGGCUGCCUACUACAGCGGCGACUACGAGCGUGCGGUGCGUGACCUGGAAGCCUCGCUGCGCAGCCACCGGCGCCUGCGAGACAUCCGCACGCGCUGCGCCCGCCACUGCGCGGCGCGCCUCCCGCUCGCACCCCCUGGCGCCGGCCCGGGAGCCGAGCUGCCCUUCUUCCGAGCGCUGCUCGAGCGGGCGCGCUGCUCCCGCAGCUGCCAGAGCCAGCGCCUGGGCGGCCCCGCGUCCCGCCACCGCGUCAGCGAGGACGUGCGCAGCGACUUCCAGCGCAGAGUGCCCUACAACUACCUGCAGCGGGCCUACAUCAAGCUUAACCAGCUGGAAAAGGCCAUGGAAGCAGCCCACACGUUCUUCAUGGCCAACCCUGAGCACAUGGAAAUGCAGCAGAGCAUAGAAGACUACAGAGUGACGGCCGGGGUGGAAACCUUCCAGCUGGUAGAUCGAGAAGCCAGGCCACAUCUGGAGAGCUAUCAUGCAGGCGUUAAACACUACGAGGCGGAUGACUUUGAAGCCGCAAUCAAGUACUUUGAACAAGCAUUAAGAGAAUAUUUCAAUGAAGAUAUGGAGUGCCGGGCUCUAUGUGAGGGACCUCAGAGAUUUGAGGAAUAUGAGUACUUACGGUAUAAAGGCGGUCUUUAUGAGGCAAUUGCAGAUCACUACAUGCAGGUACUGGUCUGUCAGCAUGAGUGUGUGAGGGAACUUGCCACCCGCCCAGGCCGCCUCUCACCAAUUGAGAAUUUCCUUCCCUUGCAUUACGACUACCUCCAGUUUGCCUACUACAGAGUUGGUGAAUAUGUGAAAGCCUUGGAGUGUGCCAAAGCCUAUCUGAUGUUCCAUCCGGAUGACGAGGAUGUCCUGGACAAUGUAGACUACUAUGAGAGCCUGCUAGAUGACAGCGUAGACCCAGAAUCCAUUGAGGCCCGAGAGGAUAUGACAGCAUUUGUCAACCGUCAUAACCAUGAAUCUGAACUGAUAAAGUCAGCUGCAGAGGGUCUGGGAUUUUUGUAUUCUGAACCGAAUUACUGGAUCAGUUAUGGAGGACGGCAGGAUGAGAACCGGGUCCCUUCAGGAGUGAAUGUGGAGGGAGCAGAAGUCCAUGGAUUGUCAUUGGGGAAGAAGUCACCGCCCAAGAUAGGCCGAGACCUAAGAGAAGGUGGCCCUCUGCUCUAUGAGAACAUCACCUUCGUCUACAACUCAGAACAGCUGAACGGGACGCAGCGGGUUCUCCUGGAUAAUGUCCUGUCGGAAGAGCAAUGCCGGGAACUCCACAGCGUGGCCAGUGGAAUCAUGCUGGUUGGUGAUGGAUACCGAGGGAAAACGUCACCCCAUACCCCCAAUGAAAAGUUUGAAGGGGCAACUGUCUUGAAAGCACUCAAAUUUGGUUAUGAGGGCCGGGUGCCGCUGAAGAGUGCUCGCCUGUUCUAUGAUAUCAGUGAGAAGGCUCGGAAGAUUGUGGAAUCCUACUUCAUGCUGAACUCAACCCUGUAUUUUUCCUAUACGCACAUGGUCUGCAGAACAGCCCUGUCUGGGCAGCAGGAUAGAAGAAAUGACCUCAGCCAUCCCAUUCAUGCUGACAACUGCCUCUUGGAUCCGGAAGCGAAUGAGUGCUGGAAGGAGCCUCCUGCGUACACUUUCCGGGACUAUAGCGCACUCCUGUAUAUGAAUGACGACUUUGAAGGGGGAGAGUUCAUCUUCACUGAAAUGGAUGCUAAAACUGUGACUGCCUCUAUUAAACCAAAGUGUGGGCGAAUGAUCAGCUUCUCGUCUGGCGGAGAGAACCCUCAUGGGGUGAAGGCGGUCACCAAAGGCCAGCGCUGCGCUGUAGCACUGUGGUUCACCCUCGACCCUCUUUACAGAGAACUGGAGCGGAUACAGGCUGAUGAAGUGAUUGCCAUCUUGGAUCAAGAGCAGCGUGGGAAACAUGGACUGAAUAUUAACCCCAGAGAUGAGCUAUAGAAAAGAGAGUGUUCUAUCGACUAUUUAUUUAAAUUGUUAAUCUUAUAAGAACCUUUUUAUUUUUGUACAGAGCCAUGGUAUAAAUUAACAGGAUACAAUGA